GCCCGGCGCGCGGGCAGCUUAUUUCCGCCGGACGCGCGGGCUCCGGGCGGAUGGAGGCGGCGCGGAGGUCGAGGCUGAGCUUGAGCCGCCGGAGGCCGCCCUCGGGGGUCGGGUCCCCGAGCAACCCCCCCGCUUCCCCUCCGGACGGCGGCGAGUGUGCGCGGCCGUGGGCUGAGCUGCUGCGCGCCGCGAGUGCGGACCUGAACGUGGACGGCGAGCCGCCGCCGCUGCCCGCGUUCCCCGGCCAGGAGCCCAGGCGCAGCCCUGAGCGCGCACCCCCGGAAAGCUUCACAGUGGGAACCGAGACCUUCUCCUGGACGCCCUUCCCGCCGGCCCCGCGGCGAGGCGGGGACCCGAGCCACUCCGACCGGGUGCUCCGCGAGUUCCUGGGGUGCACGGGGUCCUCCGCCUGGUCCCUCCAACGACACCCCGCGCCCGAGCCCCGCGGGACCUCCAGCGCCGAGGAGCAGCCGUCCGUGGAGGGGUCGCCGACACUGCAGAGCUGCCCCAUGUGCCAGGCCGACUUCUCCCCCAGGCUGACCCAGCUGGACGUGGAGAGCCACCUGGCCCGGUGCCUGGAGGAGAGCACGGGCGACGCGGUGUGCGUGAUGACUGACGUGGACGAGGCCACGAGCGCAGAGCAGCCCCAGGCAGGCGACACAGACAGCGUCAGCAGCAGCACUUCGGGCGUCUGUACCCAAGUUGGCACAAGGACGGACGCUUUGCUCCCCCCUCCGACUCGGCUCACGCUUCACGGCCGUGUCUCGACCCCCGGGGGAACCUGCGUCUCCGCGGCUGGGGGUCACUGCCGGCAGGGGAGGCACUGUCACCAGUGCCGGUCACUGCCCGCAGGGGCUCAGAGCGGCUCCCCUCAAGUCGGGGAUUCACGGGGAGGCACCGGCUGCCUGCCGUCACCUUGCGUGAGCUGCGUCUCGUUCACGCGCUCGGCGCCCGUGGGAAGCAGGGCCAGAGGGCCUGUGCAGGUAGCUUUCCUUCCGGUGCGGUUGGCCCACAGCCUCUGGAAGAGCCUCGUCUCCAGCACAGCCACAGCGGCUGCAGCACUGGCAGGAGGGAGGGGGUAGGAUGCGGAAGUCUAAGGUUAACUCCCAGAAGUUGGUAUUUUCCUUUCAAAAAGGGCUUCAGACGAGCCAUGAAAAGACACAGAGGAAGCCUCAAUGCACGUUUCUCAGUGAAAGACGCCAAUGUGACAAGGCUACACGUUGUGUGA
Molecule: messenger RNA, 1228 nt
Organism: Kogia breviceps (pygmy sperm whale)
Lineage: Eukaryota; Metazoa; Chordata; Mammalia; Artiodactyla; Physeteridae
Source: RefSeq, a predicted model, not a curated record